Messenger RNA from Cryphonectria parasitica EP155, 1779 nucleotides. RefSeq names its product response regulator. The record is from RefSeq and is a predicted model, not a curated record. The transcript is spliced from 7 exons. Gene Ontology annotation, molecular function: DNA-binding transcription factor activity; sequence-specific DNA binding; phosphorelay response regulator activity. The annotation marks the transcript as partial. Gene Ontology annotation, biological process: regulation of DNA-templated transcription; phosphorelay signal transduction system. NCBI's taxonomy places the organism in Eukaryota, Fungi, Ascomycota, Sordariomycetes, Diaporthales, Cryphonectriaceae.
CCGCCCGAAGGCGAUAUGGCUGCGCCUAGUGGAGGAGGCAGCAAUUCUAGCGACUUUGUUCGCAAGCUCUACAAGAUGCUAGAGGAUCCCCAGUAUGCAUCUAUCGUUCGAUGGGGGGAUGGUGGCGACAGCUUCGUUGUGCUUGAGAACAACCAGUUCACCAACGACAUACUGCCCAAGCACUUCAAGCACAGCAAUUUCGCCAGCUUUGUCCGCCAGUUGAAUAAAUAUGACUUCCACAAGGUCAGACAGAACGAGGAGAAUGGCCAAUCCCCGUACGGUCCUAAUGCGUGGGAGUUCAAGCAUCCCGAUUUCACAAUCCACAACAAGCGGAACCUGGACAACAUCCGUCGCAAGGCACCUGCGCCUAGGAAGGCACAGCCUGCCGAGGAUGUGUACCAAGCAAACCAGCUGGCCCUCCUCACCGAGCAGCUCAACGCGACACAGCACCAGGUCCAGCAGCUCCAAGAGCACGUCGGCCAGCUCACCAGCAGCAACAAGAUCCUGGUAGAGGAGCUCGUGGCGCUGCAAAAGAACGUUAAGAUCACCACGCAGGUCAACACCGAGCUGCUCACUCACCUGAACAACCUCGACGAGCAUAGACGCAACAGCCGGCACUCGGGGCAUUCAGGACACUCCGGCCAGUCGUCCAACUUCCACAAUGGCGCCUUGGGCGUGCUCCCUGACGGCAAUGAUGAGCCUUCCAUCGAGCUCCGGAGGGCACGGGACCUGCUGAACGCCAUCGAGCCAGACGCCCCCGCAGAUCGCGCGUUCCAGAGAUUAUCUGUUGCGUACCAGGCGAACUCGCCACCGGACUCAGCUGCCAGCUCGAUCAUGUUCUCGCAGCCCAACUCCGCCAUCUUGCCGCCCAACAUGAUGGGAACCCCUUUCAUGGAUGACCCCCGCCAUCUCGUGUACCCUGCUGGACCGAACGUCGGUAUCGAUCCCUUCCAUCCAGAUCAUGUCAACAACCUGCCGUUCCCCUUACCCCAGGGACCACCACCCGAGAUGCCAGCCCAGAUCAACCUUCAAAAUAAAAGAAAGGAGGAAUCCAUCUGGGAAGAGAGGAAGCCAAGAAUCCUUCUGGUCGAGGAUGACAGGACUUGCUCGAGGAUUGGCUCCAAAUUCCUGCACCAGAUUGAAUGUUCGGUGGAACUCGCGCAAAAUGGCGAGGAAGCCGUCAACAAGAUCAACUCGGAGCCGGAUCGGUACGACGUCAUUUUCAUGGACAUUAUCAUGCCCAAUAUGGACGGUGUGUCGGCCACGGUAUAUAUCAGGACAGUCUCGCCGACCGUGCCAAUCAUUGCCAUGACGUCCAACAUUCGAGCCGAGGAGAUUAACCACUAUUAUCAGUUUGGAAUGAACGACACAUUAGCAAAGCCUUUCACAAAAGAGGGCAUGGUCAAGGUUGUCAAAAAAUACUGCCGUCACAUGCUCAAGAACCCCAACGCGGCGGACCUUGAGCCUAACGGAGGGCCCAUGACGGGCAUUGGCGUUUCGACACCCACGUAUAACGCUCCUCCUCCAGUCACGGGGUCCGGCAUGAAAUUCGAGACCACGCCCAUCAAUUCUCCUGCCACCAGCAGCUCAUGGCACUCGCCAGGUCAGCAGCUUGCGCAGCACACCUCGCCCAAUAUGGAUGGGGGAUACAUGUCCGGCACCAUCAGCGUCAGUGGUCCACAGAUGGUCAUGACCCCGAGUGGAUCAUUUGCGCCGCAGAUGGGGACACCGCCGAUUCCACGGAUGACGGGAGACAUGAGUGGUGGCGGCGGUGGUGGU